Nematocida ausubeli is the source of this 3672-nucleotide messenger RNA. RefSeq lists its product as uncharacterized. Gene Ontology annotation, biological process: tRNA wobble base 5-methoxycarbonylmethyl-2-thiouridinylation. The transcript has a single exon. Gene Ontology annotation, molecular function: tRNA binding. NCBI's taxonomy places the organism in Eukaryota, Fungi, Microsporidia. The record is from RefSeq and is a predicted model, not a curated record. Bases 1 to 3672 code for a protein of 1223 amino acids. Gene Ontology annotation, cellular component: elongator holoenzyme complex; cytosol.
AUGGAGAAUAUUGUGCUGCACCAUACAAAAACAGCUAGCUAUGAAAGCCCGCGCUUGUCAAACAGCUUUAUACUGAGCGGCACUGCAGUAUACAACCAGCGCACGCAUGCACAAAUAACAGAGAAAAUAGAAGAAGAGAUCACCCCAAUUGCAUUCUAUGCAGCUGAAGCAGGAGACGUCUUCAAAGUGGCAACCAAGGAGGGCCACAUCUUUAGAGCUGAGAAGAAAACAAACUACGAGUGGGAGUGUGUUGGCGAAAUGGAAGAGGCUAUUUUAAAUGCGUUUUUUAAUCAAACAACUGGAAAUAUUGUUAUUCUCACGGAAAGCGAGGUCAUCUUGCUUGAUAAAUACUUUAAUCUUGUGAAAAAGGAAGAGUAUAGCGAAGAGCUAAGGGAGCUUAUAGAGAAAGAUCCUCUAAAAGAGGAAAUUUAUGCUGAGUGGUCAAUCGAUGGAAAAUACAUUUUCCUGCUUGUCGCAUCUGUUCUAGCCAUAUACACAUACAAUCUGGAGCCUAUUGCUGACACAAUCACAGUUUGCAACAAGAUUAUGAACAGCCGGCUCAUGCAGACAAAAAAGUAUCUACUAAAUGAAAGUGCAUAUGUGGACAGCAUGAAGAGGGUGUCUGUAGGAAAUGACACAGAAGUUGAGGUAGAAGAUACCCUGGAAAAGAAUAGCGUUGUGUUUGAAAAAAGAUCCAAAUACAAACUAGCCAGCUGGCAUAACCGAUUCUCACUCAUAUAUGCAGUAACAGAUCAGAAUACAAUCCAUAUUUUAGAGAGAAAUGGCCUGAAGUACAAGGAGCUCUUCCACAUUCGGGAGUGUGACAGGAAAGAAGAAAAGAUAGAGAGCAACCAUAUUGUAUCAAUUCGGUCGUACAAUGACUAUAUGUACAUCAUAAACCAAGAAGGCACACAGUUUUAUCUGAAGAUAUACUAUAUUAAAAACAACUGUCUAUACUUGAAAGUGAACCAAAACAUUGCACAGAUGGGUAGAGAAGAGGGAGAAGAAUCCCUGCCAAUUACUGCAGUGCAAGAUAUGGUAUUGUCACCGCAGUAUGGGGUAAAUAUUGUUCUAAACGCACACAUUGUAGGAUUUCUACAGACCACAUGUGUCAAUCGAACAGCAAGAGAUGUGAUCGACGUGGACGGUUCAAGACUUAUCAUGUACGAUCUAUCUAAAUGCCCUAUCCCCCCUCCCAUGUAUAGCAGAGAGGUAAAAAUAGAAGGCGUUCCAACUGAUCUGCAUGCCUUCUCUAGUGGGGCAGUGACUUACAAAGUUGAAGCCCAGAAAUAUACCCGAGUGCUAUCAGACAUGGCAGACACUGCAAGUGUUGGGGAGCCAGAGAAUGUAAGAAUUCCAUGUCUGUCUACAGAGCAGAACCCAGAAAUUUGCGAAAAGAUCAGCGCAAUGAGCAUACAUAAGAUGGAGAAUGAAACUGAGCACAGUACAGAAAUCCCAGCUGUAUUAGACAACACUAAGAUGUCUCUGUGCGGGCGCACUGUGCUGCUUACUCUCAAUAGAGAAAGCAUGUCACUGACUAUACAGUGCAACGGUACUAUUGCCAGAGUAGAGGGCGUUACUUCCAUUGCCCCAGUCACCACAGACCAAGACUAUUUGCUCGUCUCUGCUAAGGUACAGGCAUGGACAGAGAUAUACCGAGUGUCAAUUGCCUCAAAUGAUGCAGAUGAGAUAGCAGUAUGCCAAGAGAGAGUAGCUCGGACAGGAAAGGACAGCAGAAUAGUUUUUGUCUCAGAAAUUGCUGUUAUAGCAAUAGAUGUAUAUGGCAUGCUUGAAACCUUCUACCUUGGCUUUUUACUGGAGAAUAAAAUAGAUAAACUUGUGCGCGCUGGAGAGCUGGCAAAGUCUGCUUCGCUGGCCAAGAAGCACGGGCUAUCAAUAGUCAGAUAUCUGGAUGCCAUCUCUCAGAACCUUCUUCAAAACAGGAUAGACGCCCGCACUCUGCUUCAAAUAGCCACACUUCUUUUCAGUGAAGAAAACGAUAAAGCACACCAUGUAGUUAGCCUAAUAGAGCAGUAUGCUGUCAAAAAAAUCAAUUCUAUGCUACUCCAAACAGCAGAGAAAAAUUACAAUGCUUGCUCUUUAGAUGCAGACGUUUAUGCAUGGUGCAGCAUUGCAGUGGAAAUAUAUACAUUUAAGCGCUCUCCAGAGCUUAUUGUCAGACUUGCUGAAAAGUUUACCUCUAAGGAAAUAAUUUCCCCAAAGCACUUUUCAACCACAGAGAAGCACGCGAUUCCAAAACGCAUUAUAGAAAAGUGCAUAGGUGCAAUCUCUCCAGCGGUUCUUCUCCAGUGCUCUUUAAAUGUGUACGCAUAUACCCUGUGCUAUAUUAUUAUGCAGGCGACUGAUACCCCAACCGACGAGACAAAUGACAUUCUCUUAGUUGGUUCCUCUGAUAGAAUAGAUCCAUUUAAUUCCUAUGAAGAAACAAAAAGAAGACUUAAAAUUGCAAGAGUGGCUAAAGACAAAAGAAAACAAACUCUUUACAUGAUAAAGCAGCAUAUUUUAGAGAGAGAGAACACAGGCGGGUCUCUAUGUCUCUCUGCAACUCAGAAUCUUAAGCUAAGCAUUGAAAAGGAAUGCAUCAGAGACUUUUAUCUGUACCUGCUGGAUAUGGAUAGUCUGUGCGCUGACGAAGUCACUCCAGAAGAGAUAGAGUCCUCUUCUUUUGUGGACACAGUGCAGUCCUUACUCCUUUUAUCAGGCGAUGCCUUAGUCAAAGAAGGUGAUCAUGCGCAGGCACUCAAUUGCUAUGCGCAAUCUGGAAGAGAGGCCCUCGAGAAAGUAUGCAAUUUGCAAAUGAAACUGGGUCUUUGGAGAGAGUUUUUCUCGGCACCAGGCAGUCAAACUCCACAGAACAUUCAGAAAAUGGAAGAGGUUCUUGUCUUACAGAAGAACAUUCUGUCUGCUGCAGAGCUAAACUUGGAAAUAGGCUCUGUUUCUAAGGGCUUGAGGUAUCUUAUAGACAUUGAGGAGUAUGAAAAGGUCUUGGCAUAUAUACAAGGCCAGUCAGAGCCGGCUACAUGUAUUCUUGACUCUCUUCUGCAGAAAGCAAGAGCAUAUUCACAUAGUGUGCAGAAUACAACAGAGCAGUAUUCACAAAACACCAUGCGGUUGGUCUCUGUACGAGAGAGAAAAGAUAGGGAAAGAGAAGAAAUACACAAUGGUAUGUUUGCUGACGAUGAUUGUGACACCACAUACACUCGAUCAUUUAUCACAAACACGUUUUUAUCCAGCAACACAAGCAAUGCAAAGAAAAAGAAGAGAAGUUCAAAGCUUAGAAACACAGUGGGAGGAAGAUAUGAAGAAGAAUACGUGCAAUAUGUAUUAAGCGAGCUAAUUUUAAAAACUAAAGCUCAAAUGGCCUGCAUGCAGCACAUUGCAAGCAUACUUAAAGAUAUUCAAGAAAAAUGCGCUGUAAGCACAAACUAUGCAACAGAAGCAAUUAGAGGUCAGAUUCAGGAUAACACAAGAGAAGUAGAAAGCUACAGAAACAAUCUUAGAGCAUUCUAUGAUAUAAUGCAGAAAACAAAGGAAACUGACUUUGUCUCUAAAAACACAGAGGACGAUCUUUUAUAUGAUCCAGAUCGGCCCAUAAUAGAAGAUCCCUGCACAAUGGAUAUUCAUGUAUAUCUUUCUGCAAUAGAUCACUAG